This is a messenger RNA of Microdochium trichocladiopsis, 1169 nucleotides long. RefSeq lists its product as uncharacterized. The transcript has 5 exons. Bases 45 to 1169 code for a protein of 374 amino acids. The record is from RefSeq and is a predicted model, not a curated record. NCBI's taxonomy places the organism in Eukaryota, Fungi, Ascomycota, Sordariomycetes, Xylariales, Microdochiaceae.
CAUCUGCCAACCUUGCCACGGCUCUAGCGUCCUUUGCAGCAAUCAUGGGUGCGCCCACGUCCAAGGAUAUUGCGGCAGCCACGCUGGUACUGUUGCCUUUCAAUCUCAUCACGCUGGCCCUGCGGUUCUGGAUCCGUGUCAAGUGGUCUGCCUGGGGCGGAGAUGACUGGGCAAUGGUUGUCACUCUACCUGUAUGGGUCGUUUCCCAAGUCGGUCUUCUGGGCAUGGCCUGGAGCGGUAUCGGACAACGCGACUCGACGCUGUCGGAGCAGCAGAUAGCUGACUCUCUCUUUUGGUUCUACGUAUUUCAAGAGUUUUGGUGCUUCACCCUCGUCACGCUUAAGUGGUCCAUCGGCUUCACCUUACUACGCAUCGACGGGGGUAAUCGCUGGGUCAGGAUCGUCAUAUACAGCUGUCUCGCUUUUGUUACUAUCUGCACUGGUGGAACAGGUAUGUACCUGUUCUUCCAGUGCUAUCCUGUCGAAAAGAAUUGGCAUAGUUCCCUUCCUGGCGAAUGCAAGCCCCGUCAAAUCCAGACCGCACUAUCUUUCCUUGUCGCGGCCGUAUCCAUCACAACGGACUGGGCUUUCGCCCUUCUGCCCUUUGCCCUCCUAUAUAGAUUACAGAUAGCGCGCCGGACCAAGGUCGCUCUGAUCGGGCUCCUCAGCCUGGGAUUCUUUGCCUCCAUAGCGCCUAUUGUCCGCCUCAAAUACCUCCUCCUGAUGAACGACUCGACCCGCCUUCUCGAGGCACUGGGCAUCAUACUCGCUUGGGCCCAAGCUGAAGUCGGCAUCGGCAUGCUCGUCGCUAAUCUCCCCGCCUGCAAGCCCUUACUCGAGCGCAUAUUCUCUCUCUUGACUUUGUCCCGCAACGGGGCCGGAAGGACCGGCAACGGCGUGACCGGCUACAACAGCGCCUCUGGAGCCGACGGUCACGAUAACUACCUGGAACUUGAUGGUCCAGACGACAGCACCUCCGAUAAGGCAAAGCAUUGCCGUGGACUCAGAUCGCCUUAUGGAGUGAUGGACGAUACGAACGUAGUAUACCAGAGGGACAUGGCGAAUGCGAGCAGCGACAGUCUGGUCGACGAUCGGAGCCAGAAUCAAAUCAUUCCGAGCCGGGGUUCUCCAGCUCGCAACAGCAGCGACCGCCAGCACGGUGGAUUCUAA